This is a messenger RNA of Triticum dicoccoides, 706 nucleotides long. RefSeq lists its product as uncharacterized. The record is from RefSeq and is a predicted model, not a curated record. NCBI's taxonomy places the organism in Eukaryota, Viridiplantae, Streptophyta, Magnoliopsida, Poales, Poaceae. The transcript has 2 exons. Bases 23 to 454 code for a protein of 143 amino acids.
UUUUAGGCCUCUGGCUUAGCUGAUGCAGAGGGUGGAUUUUUUUCCAAGUUUCAGAUCCACUCUGCUUGAGCUAGGGAAGACUUUGAUGCCUGCCCCCGUGGUUGUGAAUGGCCCUGCGGUGACGGAUUUUGAGGUGGCACAUCAGGUGGAGCGCGAGGCGGCGCAACAUCGGAUGGCGGACAGGGGCAAAGCACAAAUCUUCUCGGCGAAGGAGGCGGCAGCCAACAAAAGGGAGAGUUCGCCGCCGCCGCCAGAGCUGUCAACGAUGAAGAUGAAUCCCCAAGCGCCGGGAUGGAACAAGAGGUUGACUGCUCUCUGCAUUCGUAAAAUUGAUGCUAUAUGUAGCUGUUUUGUGGGCUUAGGAUUGGUGCCGCCGCUCCUAGCAGAACACCGUGCCCAAAUCGUAUCAGUGCGUUCGAGAAGGCAGCCAGAUGCUCGCAGAGAACCUAGCUGAAAACGUGAUCACACCGGUUCUUGGUCCUACUUUUAACUCUUAGGGAGAGGUGUACAACUUCUACAAUCUGUACUCAUGGGAGAAGGGGUUUGGCAUCUGGUAUGGGAAGAGCCGGCUAAAUGCCGAGAGGACAAAGUGCAUCCAGGAGAUAGUGUGUGGGUGCUCGGUGAGUAGUAAAAUUUGCUUCUGGUGGUUUCUGAUCAAUAAUUUCAGUUUGGUUCGGGACUACUUCUAAUGUUGUUAAUUGAUAAC